AGCCACUUUGGCCCAGGGGGUGGCCGAGAGACCCCCCCGCCCCCUCCCCGAUGGCAUGGCCCACGGCGGGCGCUCCGCCGCCCUCGGCACCGCGCCGUUUCGCCCGCGGACCGCCUCUCUGCGCUGCUGCGGCCUGCGGCUGCUGCAGCUCCUGGCGCCCGCGGCCUGCGCGCUCCUGGGGCUCGCGGCCCUGCUGCCGCCGCUGACGGGCUACGAGCUGCGGGCCGUGCCGGCUGGCGGCGCCGCCGCCGCCGGCGAGCUGAGCCUGCUGCCGCUGCUGGCGGGCUUCAGCGAACCUGGUGCCCGGGAGGGUGCCGACCCCGCGGAGGGUGGGCCGCAGACGCUGCCGGCGGGCGUCGUCUUGGUCAACGACUCCGUGAUGGAGGUGUUGACUCGGGAGGCGGCCUGGCUCCCACCAGAUGAGAUUCCUAAGUGGAUCCACACUACGUGGGAGAGUUGGACUGGCCUCAGUGCCGAUGAGAGGCGGGCGGCUGGUCGCUGGGUAGAGCUGAAUCCAGGCUGGCGCUACUAUUUCUGGGACGAUGGCGCCGUUCAGUAUUUUCUGGGGCAUCAGAUGUCGAGCUCUGAGGAGAGGGAUAUGCUGAACGAGAUGAAAAAGAUCGAGGUCAUGGACGUGUUUCGCUACGUCUUGAUGGAGCGCCUCGGUGGUCUGUACUGCGACAUAGAUGUGGAGCCAGUGUUACCGAUCGAACAAUGGACAGAUGUUGCCAGCCCGCGCCCACAGCUUGUCACUGGUUGGGAGUCUCGCUUCACCAACAGCAGUGAGAAGGAUCUUGUUGGGUUCGCUCGCAUGAGCCAGGUACAGCAGUGGCUUAUCAUGAGCGCCCCGCACCAUCCAGUUCUUAAAGACGUGCUGGUCAGAAUUAGCUCGCUUUUCAAAACGCACCUCACAGAGUUUGGAAUCAAACUUGGCACCCUGGAGCUCACCGGCCCAGGCCCGUGGACGGACGCCGUGCUGGCGCACGUCGCGCCGCAGGGCGAGUUGAGCCCGCCGGCCGGGCACGGCGAGGGCAGCGCGAACGAGGUGCACUACGACGGCCCAGGCUCCGUGUGGGUCCUCCCCAAGGAGUGCUUCGCGUGGAGUGGAUUCCCACCUGACGUUGGCAACGAGAGCGCGGUGCUGGCGAAGCACCACUUCAAGAUGUCUUGGCACACUUAGUCAUAGGAUGAACAAGUAUCGAUACCGCUACCCUUAUCUACACUUACAUCGUUUUCGACUGUUUGGAUCUCCGGAAUCCCUCGUCUCCGCGGCUGAAUUCGUCUCGACAUUCUGGACAGAACACACCCCAGGAGAUGUCUGGAGAGCAGGUAUCGACACCUUCUGGUUUCCCCACGUAGUGCGGCGCUGGUCGCCGCCGUCGUUGCGCGGAAGGCUCCUUUACCAGAGUGAGAGAAUGUAGUUCAAUUGAAACAGCAGGCGGGGAGGCCAACCUUUAUCAUCCCCUCCACACCAACGCGUAGCUCUCACAAUGUCGCAGUACUCUUUGACUGCUGUGUUCCAAUUUUUGGCGGGGCCUGUCAAUCAAUCUUCGAGUCUGGCGGGGUCGUCUCCUGCAACAUUCAUCGCACGAGAGUGUAAUUAUAUGGUCCAUUGAAGUUGCGGUCUUCCACUGUUUCUGGGUGUCGGCCGGUCUGGAGGCGCUCUGGCUUGUUUGCCAUAGUAUUGGAGUUGUCGGUGCAGUAAUGUGAUUGGCAACGGGCAGACUUGAGCCUGAGACCUCACAUGAACAUUGCUGACGCAAGGUAAGAAAGCCAGUGCUAUUUCCCACAUCCUCCGUAAGCAUUUUGUCAGGGUUGCGACCCCCUUCUCUCAAUUAGUAAAUGUGGGGUAACCAUGCCUGGCCGGGCCCUGGCCAGCCAUGCCAAUGGUGUGUUGGAGCUUUCUGCAGUGCCGUAGGCCAAUGUCUGAUGUCUGUGGACAUAUCGUAAUCCUUUUUGGGGGCCGCUGGAGACCUUCGGAAGUCCUCCGUGGGACGUCCAUGGACCUCUGGCUCCCCUGCGCCAGCCCAGCACGCUAGACAGGAGCUCCAUCCCCCUCCACCGUCGCUCUCAUCCCCGCUCCUC
Molecule: messenger RNA, 2085 nt
Organism: Prorocentrum cordatum
Lineage: Eukaryota; Dinophyceae; Prorocentrales; Prorocentraceae
Source: the annotation of a GenBank genome assembly